Molecule: messenger RNA, 1470 nt
Organism: Puma concolor (puma)
Lineage: Eukaryota; Metazoa; Chordata; Mammalia; Carnivora; Felidae
Source: RefSeq, a predicted model, not a curated record
AUGGACAAUAAUAGAAGUGGUGCUGGAAACCAGUACAUAGACUGCUUGGAAAAUAGAAUUGGAUUAAGUUUACAGGCACACCUGGCUGAACUGCAGACAUUUCAUAGUGAGGAGAAAAUGUAUGAAUGUAAUCCAACUGAGAAGUCUGUCAGCAAUGGUUCCUCAGUCUCACCACUUGAAAGAAUUCCUCCCAGGACCCAAAACAUUUGGAAUAAGUCUAGGAAGAUUUUUAAAUAUCGUUUGUUACCUGCACAGGACAGGAAAGCACACACUAGGGGAAAAUCUUACAAAUGUAAUGAAUGUGGGAAGGUUUUUAGCAAAAGCUCAAACCUCAUGAGUCAUGAAAGAAUUCAUUCUGGACAGAGACCUUAUAAAUGUAAUGACUGUGGCAAAGCCUUUACGGAGCACUCACAUCUUACUCAACAUAAGAAAAUCCAUACUGGAGAGAAACCUUAUAAAUGUGAUGAGUGUGGCAAAGCGUUUAACCAAUGUUCGAACCUCACUAGGCAUCAAAGAAUCCAUACAGGAGAGAAACCAUAUAAAUGUAACAUAUGUGGCAAGGUCUGUAGUCAAAAUUCAAACCUUGCAAAUCAUCAGAGAAUGCAUACUGGGGAGAAACCUUACAAAUGUAAUGAAUGUGGUAAGGCUUUUAUCCAACGUUCACACCUUUGGAGUCAUGAGAGAAUUCAUACUGGGGAGAAACCUUACAAAUGUAAUGAAUGCAGCAAAGCCUUUGCUGAGCGUUCAAGCCUUACUCAACAUAAAAAAAUCCAUACUGGAGAGAAACCUUACAAAUGUAAUGAGUGUGGCAAAGCUUUUAAACAGUGCUCUCACCUCAUUAGACAUCAGAGAACUCAUACUGGAGAGAAACCUUACAAAUGUAGUGAGUGUGGCAAAGCCUUUGCUGAGCGCUCAAAUCUUACUCAGCAUAGAAAAAUCCAUACUGGAGAGAAACCUUAUAAAUGUAAUGAGUGUGGCAAAGCGUUUACCCAAUUUGCAAACCUUACUAGGCAUCAGAAAAUACACACUGGAGAGAAACCACACAAAUGUAAUGUGUGUGGCAAGGCUUUUAUCCAAAGUUCAAGCCUUAUGGAACAUCAGAGAAUUCAUACAGGAGAAAAACCUUAUAGAUGUAAUAAAUGUGAUAAGGCUUUUAUCAAACGUUCUCACCUUUGGGGUCAUGAGAGAACUCAUACUGGAGAGAAACCAUACAAAUGUAUUGAGUGUGGCAAAGCAUUUACGGAGCGUUCACAUCUUACUCAGCAUAAGAAAAUCCAUACUGGGGAGAAACCUUAUAAGUGUAAUGAGUGUGACAAAGCUUUUACCCAAUUUGCAAAACUUACCAGGCAUCAGAAAAUACAUAAUGAAAGGAAACAGUAUAAACCUAAUAUGUGUUGCAGUGCUUUUAUUCAAAGCUCAAGCUUUGGAGAUCAUCAAAGAACUCGUAGGAGAAAGAAACCUUGCAAAUAA